CAGCGACAUCAUCACCUCUGCUUCACUCCCCGUCUCUCUUCGUGUUCUCGCCAUGGGCGGCCUUACCUACGGUAGCUAUGGAGCUACUGCAGCUUUCAUCGUCGUCGGACUGUAUAUGCUCUUCAAUGGAGAAGGAGAGGCUUUCAAUGUUGGCGCCUUCCUCGAGUCAAUAUCCCCCUACACCUGGGCAACCUUGGGCAUCAGCCUGUGCAUCACGCUGUCAGUAGUGGGCGCAGCAUGGGGCAUCUUCAUCACCGGCACAUCGAUCCUCGGCGGAGGCGUGAAGGCGCCGCGGAUACGGACGAAGAACCUGAUCUCCAUCAUCUUCUGCGAGGUCGUGGCUAUCUACGGCGUCAUCAUGUCGAUUGUCUUCUCGGCCAAACUCGAAGCGGUUGGCGCUGAAGCCAUCCGCAGUGCGGGGAACUACUACACCGGCUACGCGCUGUUCUGGUCCGGCGUGUUGGUCGGAGGCUGCAAUCUCGUCUGCGGAAUCAGCGUGGGCAUUAACGGAUCGAGUGCCGCUCUGGCUGAUGCUGCGGAUCCGAGUCUAUUCGUCAAAAUCCUCGUCAUCGAGAUUUUCUCGUCCGUCUUGGGACUGUUUGGCCUCAUUAUCGGACUGCUACUCAGCGGGAGUGCGGAUCCCCUCCAGGCUAUUUGAAAAGUCGACUUACCGUAGAAGACCUUGAAGAAAGCGCGGUGACUGGACAGAGGCUCCGCGUAGCGACAGGGAAGCGAAACCGUUCGGCAGCAUGUGAAUGGCGUUGUUCGGUUGACGGGGGAGGCAUGCAUUCGACUUGAGCAGGCAACUGUAUUUGUGUACAUCAUAUGAAAAGAGUCACGUUUAUUUCA
This is a messenger RNA of Neohortaea acidophila, 849 nucleotides long. RefSeq lists its product as uncharacterized. Bases 53 to 658 code for a protein of 201 amino acids. Gene Ontology annotation, molecular function: proton-transporting ATPase activity, rotational mechanism. Lineage: Eukaryota; Fungi; Ascomycota; Dothideomycetes; Mycosphaerellales; Teratosphaeriaceae. The transcript is spliced from 5 exons. The record is from RefSeq and is a predicted model, not a curated record. Gene Ontology annotation, cellular component: proton-transporting V-type ATPase, V0 domain. Gene Ontology annotation, biological process: proton transmembrane transport.